CCGAUCGCCAGGCCCCGCGCGCGCCACUCGCACAACGCGACUCUUCCUCUCGUUACUCAUCCGAUCACUGAAUUUUACUCGUCCGUUCACUUCGUUAUACAGUGCUUCUGACGGAGAUACUUUUUUAAAUCUGGAUAUCUUCAUGGACCCGUUCAUGGUGAUUCGAGCAGGGACGUUUCGUAUUUCUCGACUAGUGUGAUCAGGGUGCAGAUGUUCCUGGUGAUGCUGUAUUGAGUUCUGUAACAGUAUCACAGGGUGGUUCUUAACAUUUUCAUAUUUUUAUGCUUUAUGAAAUUGUGCUAUCUGCGAUGGCCUUGGUGGUGUUACCAUUUAGGCAGUUUUACUUUGUAAUAUAUAUUUUCUUACCCUUAUGGCAGGUUACGUAGCAGAGAUAGAGGAUUAUUCAGACUGUGGAUUGUUCUUAAGAUUCGUAAUAAUUCUAGGAUUGGUCUUGUUUACCGGUUUAGGAUGUUAGGUGUUGUAUGGUAGUGUUACAGAUUGGGCUUGCGAGUGACAAGGAUCGCAGUAUUACCUUGGUUAUAACCUCAAACUUCUUGACUGUUAAAGGACACUCUUGUGGUCUUGAUCUUAUAUAUAGGGAUUUGAUGGAAUUCUCUGGAUCUUAUGCUGUUUUUGUAUCAGUAAUAUUAUGUUACCACAAGGUUUGGAAAGCUGUGGAUGAUGAUUAACUUUGUUCUUAUCCUUUUUAUGAUGAAGCCAAUUCCAUUCUUCAAUAGGCAUUUGGAAGUGCACACUACCUUUCUUUGUAAAAGAUUUUGUAUUUUCAGAUAUUCCUAUGGAUAACUGAACAUUGUUUGAAGAUACAAUAAAAUUGCAUUUAUACAAUAUAAUAAUACUUUUUCUUCAAAUACUUCUGCCUGGUGGACUCUAUAUCAUCAUCCUGAAGAUUGUUUUUCAAAAAUUCCUGAACUUAUCCAAGGUUUUUGUAAUAUCAUUAAUGUAUCAACUGAAGGAUCUUAGUGUGGUCUGAUCAACACAUAUAAUAAAGUUGUCGACAUGGGAGCUGUUGUGGAUGUCAUCACGGCCCUGGAGAAGACGGCGAUCACCAAAGAGGUGCUUGAGAUCACAAGGCUUGGCAAGUACAUCAAUGAGCUCCGACGUAAAACUAGCAACGAUGCUUUGGCGAAACGUGCAAAGGACCUGGUUCGUCGAUGGCGAGACAUGGUGUUGCCAUCGGCACACACCACGCCGCAACCGACGCCGGCGGACCCGGCUCCGCCAGCCCUCAAUGGUGCGAAACCUCAUAGCCCUGCCCUGAGAAGCCUAAAGCCACAGAGUCCAGCAUUACGAGGACUCAAGCCCCAAAGUCCGCUGUCGAGAGAUGCCACACCUUUAAGGGUUUUGAGUCCGGCCCUCUCACUACACAGCGAACGCUCGCGAUCCCCGAACUCUCAGCAAACGCCAUGCAAACCAGUCACCGCAGGUAGUAACCACAGGUUGAGUCCUGGUGACUCGCCAAAGGUAGCAUCUGCGCGGGAUAAUCAUCUGGCCGAUGCGGUGCCAAGGACCCACAGUUCUAACAAGCGUCUACGAAAAGAAAAUACUGAGAAUGUACUUACCGCGGCAAGCCUGAUGCUGGGACAGGGUGAGCCGAUGGCGAAGAGACAACGUCUGAACGGCGAGAAUGUUUCGGUAACGGGAAUGAGUAGUAGCAUAACCUCGCAAGUGCCUAGUAACCCGGCGCUCAAGGAAAGAAUCUCCGAGCAGUCGGUCGAUAACACCCUGGACGAGGGUGACGGGAUCUCAGGUCCGAAGAAACGCGGCCGCAAGAAGGGCAGUAAAUCCAUGAAGAAACAGCCCCACGUAGAAGAUCGCGUCAAAGAGAAGCUUGCGAGUAUCUCGAGAAAUCCUAAGCUGAAAACUACCCAGGAACUCUUGGCAGAUCUGCAGGCAAGAGGCUCGACGAAUAACGCUUCAAGCUUGGGCAUCGAGGGUGGCACGUCACCUAGUCAAAGCAGCAAAGAACCCCCAAGUAUGGAGGAUGUCUUGAGGGGUAGCAGCGAGCACCAGGUGUCCAAAUACCUUAGAGCGACGCAGAGAGCAACGGAGUCAAGCAGAAGGGAUUCUCGUCGUAAGGCCAAUGACAAUGGUCAUGACACUCCCACGCCUUCCUCGAGGUAUCGCAGAGAGAAUGAGGGCCCGGAAGACAACACCGAGGAACGCAAAGGCAAGGAGAAGAGUCCUUCGAGAACGAGGCAGGACCUCACGGUAGAGGAGAUACUUGCGAAGCUACCGCCUUUGGAUCCGAAUUCUAUAGAUUGGACGGACUGGGAAGAAGAGGAGGUUCGCGAGGAGGAGGAUCAUCCUCCUCGAGAGGUUACCACCGAGGAUCUCGAGAGGUUACACACGAAAUGUAUAGAGGGCCUUAAUGGUAACUUCCAACCAAAACUCUCCUCGCUAACCUCAACUAUCAGCAACAACAUAACAUCAACAACAAACAGCGAUACUACCAGCGACGCAACUAAUAGUGAUAUUAGCAGUAAACCUGGAAGUUCUUCUGCUGAUGUUCUCCUUCAGGACUCGAGCAACCACCUGGACGCCGGCUACAGGAGUAACGACGGUCGUAGCGAUGUUGAAUUUCGGGAGUGGCACGAGAUGCUGGCCAGACCCAGCUAUAAUGGCCAGAUCCUCCACAUAUUGCCUUACGUUAUAAUUGAUUAGUAAUUAUUAUUCUUUAUUAUCCCACCAUUCUCAUCGACACAUAUUAUCACCAAACAACCAGACACCAUCGACAUCAUCAGCGUUUACGGGCGUUCACUGGCCCUGGAUACGCCAACGACCCUUAACAAGUUAGCUCCUUAUAAUCGGAUUAGAACAGUCAAAUACCGAACAGUGAGAAUGAAUGUUCCAGCAAGUUGCCUGUGCGUUGUUCUAUAUGUAUCCCAGGAGAGAAAGUGCGUGUGUUGUGUGUGUACCUGUGUGCGUGUAUGUGCGUGUAAGAGAGAGAGAGAGAGAGAGAAAGUGAAUGAAUUGUGAGAAAGAAGAGACAAGUCACUCGGAUCGAUGGACCGAUUGAUCCUCGGUUCCAUCGAUUAAAACGAUUUCUAUUACAAUUUAUCGAUCAUUGGUUAUUGCUGUCAUUAUUAUUAAUUAAUUAUUAAUUAUUAUAUUAUAAUAUCAUUGAUUAUUCAGUUGUGUCUAUAUUGAAUAUUAUUCGAGCAAGUCAGAUCUGCGGAUCGCUUUUGAGAUCUUGCUUUUUUUCAUCUUUCUUCUUUUUUGUUUUGGUUUUAUCUUCGAAACUCAAAGUCGCGGUAUCAUUGGUCGGAUUUCAAUGAUUUUUUUUUCUCCAAAAAUGGGGAUCUCCCCGUAUUUUCGUUUUGUUCUUUCUUUUCUUUCCAAAUUGUCUUUUAUCCUCAUUUGUUACUUUGAUUUCUAAAGCGCAUAUCCUCACUAUAUCUCAGUAUAAGGUCCCGCGUUGUGUCCUCAGCAUCUUGACACUCUGGAUGUGUAUCUUUGUUGUCCGAAUUAAGCGAUCCACCACGAUUCGUUUGCCUCGUUCUAUUCUGCCUCCAAGUUUAUAUCGUCAUCCCCUCUUCCUUCACCCCCCUUUGUACAUUAUCAACUCUUAUUUUUCCCAUUCGCGGCAACGAUUAACAUUAGUGUCACCAUUUUCUUGAACCGUGUACGUAGAAUAAGAACUGCUAAGUAGAGUUUCGUGGAGUCAUUAGCGAAUGAUUGUCCGCGGGCGUUUUUAAGUUAAGGGCGAUGUAAACAAAGAGAUAGAAUAAGAAGUAAGCAAGCCAGUCAAGAUACAGAAGGGAAACCAUACACACGGAGGAAGCAUGGGCGAGCGAAAUAGAAAGGAGAAGAGGGAAGAGAAGACUGGUGUGGAGUAACAAUUAAAGCGACAAACAAUUAUUUCAAUGUUAAUGUAGAUUGAACGUGGGAGCGCAAUUGUUAUAGCAAGAAGCAUUAGUGUCCAAGAUAAAUUUGUGAAUUGAGAAAGAGAGAGAUACCGAGAGAUUUAUGAAUUAUUAAUUAAGACUUCGGACAAUAGCGUAAUUGGCGAUAACCAAAGACGUAUCUUUCUUCUUCAAUUGUUUCUUUCAUUAUCUUUAUAAUCAGUACAGAACUACAACAGUACAUUGUCGUGUUUAGUGUCAGAAUCCAGGUUUUCUUUUGUUUUAUCUUUAACCUCCGUACCAUUCUGAUUCGAUUAUUUAUCUUUAAUUUUUCCUUUUUAUUAUUCGAUCUCAAUCAUGUGUCUUCUUCAUUAUGAAAUUAAUAUUCCGGCUUACGGUCAUCAGGAGGGUUGUCUAAUUUUUGACGGUAUCAUUCACUCCUGGUGUCAUUCUUUACCCAUUGUCCGAAGUAAUUGCUGUGUCAAUUCGCCGAGGUCAAGGAUCUCCUGGGGAUGCUCCUUCUCACCAGGAUACUUGGAACAAUAGGCGAAAUCUCGAGCAAUGCCCAUACACAGUGCUAGCCGAAUAAAUAUUUUUUCAUACUCGCCAAGAAAUCGACUCGUUAUUAAUUAUUUUUUUUGUUUGUUUUUCUUUUAUUUCAUUGACAUCGCGACCGAUGGUCGACAGAUCAUAGUUUUUCUGUUCCUUUUUCAAAAAAAUUUAAUAAUAAACUCUGCGACGUAUCAAAUGAUCGUGGAUGCUAACAAUGCAUUAUUGAUUUAUUGAUAAUUAUUAAUAAUAUUACAGGCAGCAGUGUACUGUCAUUGUACGCACAGUUAAUUGUACUGUGUGACAGAUGUCAAAUAUUAACUGGGAUUAUUCUUUCUCUCCCAUUGUUUAUCCGAACGAUUUUUAUAUACAUAUAUAUAGUUUCAACUUUCUGCUUUCAUUCUUUAAAUCAUCCCACAAUGACAGGUCGUAGAGUAAAUGACGAAUACUACUUUCCUUUUUUUUUACGAAAGUACAGAGAAGAGAAUAAUUCUUAGCCAGUUUCGUUUAAGAACGACCAGAACCUUCUCCGAGAAGAAUGCGCGCGAGUGUGUCUGUACGAGGGAAAAAGAGAAAGAGGAAAAACUAUAACGAAUAACGUCAUCGCUGUCACUCCACGAAAGACUGAAAAAUAGAUACGAAACUUACUCGCCAAUCUCGAGCUCGCCCCCUCCCCAAAGAAGCUCUAAGCGUGCUUCGCAUCUAGGAACCCCGAUGAGAUUGAAUAAUAUGUUUAGGAAAGCUGAAGAGAAUUUAGUUAAUUUUUCACUCCACACGACGAACGUAUUCCCAUGUCCACGUGUGCCGCAGUGCAUCAGGUGGGCUCCGACUCUGACUAUUCCUCACAGUGAACGGACGGAGCUGUACGUUUCCGUUAGACAAGAUACUCUCGCAGAAGACUUCUUUUACAUAUAGCUGGGACAUACACUUUGGGUUCUCGAUGACGAAGGAAAAGAAAAUUUCGUUGACCUUUCUUUCUCUUAGGGUUUUUGUUCGUAAUCACCAGUUCGAAAAGUAUUACGCGAAACUUGCCGUUCCGCGGGACUUCGUACGAGACGUUCAGGAUGACGCGUUGGACUAUGACGACAAAGACGACGAAGGACAGAAACGGCGACGCGCGAUCGGAUUCCUUGUGACGUAAGACCCGUGCCUUUUGUGCCUCCGCAUGUUUUUUAUUAUGAAUAUUGAAUAUCGGCAUUCGACUAUAUUAUAUUACCGGACGAACAAAGUGAUAUAUGUAAUGCGAAAAGAACCAAAUUUAUUCAAAGUCGAAGAGUUGAUGCAAAAAAAAUACGUUAUAUGUAAUUACGAUGUAGCAGAGAAGAAUGCGUGGGCGUGCAUGGGCUUUUUAAGGUGUGCGACUGCAGAUGGGUGAUUUCAUGACGAUUAGAAUGACGAUGGAUACUUUGCAAGGGAAGCUUGUAAGGAGAAUGAGGAAGGAGCGAAUUGCGAAUGACGACGGUUGACCGAGAGUGAAAAAGCUGUACAAAUGAAAGGGGAAAGAAAAGAAGUUGAUGAGAAAUAAUAAUAACUCGAUUAAUAACAAUUUAUUUAGAUUUAUUUAAUCGAACGUGCGAGACACGCCUGCUGAAUCGAUACUUUGUUAAUUAAUGGAGCAAAAAGAGCGGUACGCGAUACGUAAAUAUUCGGCAAACGCAUUCAAAUUACUGUUCGCGCCACUUUCGAGGCAUCCAGAUAAUAAGUGGAUUAAUAAAAUUUUCAAAACACUA
Molecule: messenger RNA, 6142 nt
Organism: Cephus cinctus (wheat stem sawfly)
Lineage: Eukaryota; Metazoa; Arthropoda; Insecta; Hymenoptera; Cephidae
Gene: MED26
Product: mediator of RNA polymerase II transcription subunit 26
Exons: 4
Coding region: 1018-2682 (554 amino acids)
Biological process (GO): regulation of transcription by RNA polymerase II; positive regulation of gene expression
Cellular component (GO): mediator complex; nucleus; core mediator complex
Molecular function (GO): transcription coregulator activity
Source: RefSeq, a predicted model, not a curated record